GGAAGUAGUGCUUUCGUCACUGAGGUGGUUUGUUGUCGUCUCUCAGCAGCCACAAGUCCUCUCUUUAUUUUUUCUUCUUCUUGCUUCUAAAGAUGAAGAAGUUUUUCGAUGACAUUAAGAAGGACAUGAAAUUUAAAUCGGCGGGGCCUGGGAAGAAGCUUACGGAAGACAGCAGAGCCGAGCCUGACAGAGACCAGAGGAGUUCCGGUUCCAAGCAGCAGCACCGAGAUGCCCCCAGCGAGGGAUCCCAGCGUGCGGGAGCGGCAGCUCUGGCCAGGAUUGAACAGCAACGGCGGCCCAAAGUCCACACCUCCCAGGACGCCAUCAGGAACCAGGUGAAAAGAGAACUGGAGGCGGAGGCUGCGGCGCUGGCUGAUAAAGACAAAGCUGAGACUGCCGAGGGAACAGACGUUGCCUCCAAAGACAGUCGGUGUCUCUCGGUGUCGGGUGUGUAUUUCACCUGCCCGUUAACGGGAGCCACUUUAACCAAGGCGCAGAGGGACGUCCACAUUAAAGAAGCCAUUUUAAUGCGCUUUGAAGAGGAUGCGGUGGAAGCCUCUGUGAUGAUGAUCCACACUUUUAACAAAGACAAAGACAAAGUGAAGGCCGCAGUGGACAUCAUAAGCAAGUAUGUUGAAAACAUAUGCAAGAAUCCUUCAGAUGACAAAUACAGGAAGCUUAAACUGAGUAACAAAGUGUUUCAGGACAAAGUACGCGGAGUGGAGGGCACUCGGGAGUUCCUGCAGGCCCUGGGCUUUACCAGCGCCAUGCUUCCUGUGGAAGGUCAAGACGAGGACGAGGAGUUCCUGGUCUUGCCAGAACAGAGUCCAGACGCCCUGGAGCUGAUGAAGGAGCGGCGGGAUCGUCUCCAGCGCGGCGAGCCGGUCCGAGCUCAGCUGGACCGGCAGGCUCAAGCGUUCCGAGCGUCGGACAACGCCACAAGUUUCGAGCUGCCGCCGGAGUUCUACAACCUGACCGCGGAGGAGCUGAAGCGGGAGCAGCAGCAGAGGAGUGAUUUGGUUGAGAAGAACUCGAUGCUCCGCACCAAGGCCAUGAGGGAACGAGACGAGCAGAGGGAGAGGAGGAAAUACAACUACACGCUCCUGCGCGUCCGACUUCCCGAUGGAAACCUGCUGCAGGGGACCUUCUACGCUUGGGACCGACUCCCGGCGCUGUUCGCCUUCGUGCGAGACUCCCUGGUGGACGGCUGGCAGCCCUUUGAGCUCAUCGCUCCGGGGGGUCAAAAACUACAGGAGUCAUCAGAUGUCGCGCUCGCCGAGUGCAACCUGGUCCCCGCAGCUUUGCUGUCCUUGUCCUGGGAUAGCGCCGUGCAGGCAGACAUUGCGGCCGCAGGAGGAAAAUGCUCCGACAUCCUCAAACCAGAGCUGCUGCAAAACAUUCGGACCCUGAGCUGAGCCGAGCGUUUCUCUCCCGGUGCCGCCGGGCUGAAACGGACCCUCAUCAACCGACUCGUCGUGCGCGUACUUGUUACUUGUCCGCAAAUGCUAACAUCAGGUAGCGUCACCCAAACGGAGCUGUCAGCUGACAGCUAAAUGAAGGAGAAACAGAAGCUACUGGAUCUGGGAUGUAGAUAAUAUUCCCAACAAUUGCUUUUGAUCGCAACAGAACAGAAGAAAUGUUAUGUCAACAAUGGGCGGCGUCCCCCCUCUGUUCCAGCUGUAGCUCCUUUUACACAGCAUGUAAAGCCAGCCUUUUCCCCUGCGUCAGCACCAGUUUGUGUUUUCAGUAUUAUUGGAUACCAGGUCGCCAUAUUGGCAUCUGCGUCAGGAAGAAUGCUCAAUGGACUCUGAAUGGAUGCGUUCUGUGUGAAAAGGGUUCAAGGAAACCUGAUGUAUACUAAUGCCUGCUUUGAAUUCCUGAAAAAAACACUAUGUCCUCCCCCCAAGUCAAGAGUCGUACUUGAGAGCAAAUGAACUUGGUUUGGGCCCAUGUACAGUUCUAGAAGCUGGAUGAGAGCAGUGUUGAGUAAAUGCUUCUCAUGUGCUCCGACAAACUACCUCUUCAUUGCUCAUCUUUCUCCGGCACUCCAUCGGCAAACUUCCAACACUUCCGUUUGUCUUUGAUGGCGUUCUUGUCUUUGUUUUGGAAACGACAAGGAGUCGGCACUUUGUUGUUUUGCUUGUACAUAAUAAAGAUGGCGUCACACACCUGCACUAAACUAGAGAACUGAAUGGAGAACUUUUUACCACCUUCUAAAAAUACACUUUAUACACGAAAUAACAUCCGUAGUCACCUUUAUACUCAUAUUAGCAAAUACUGUGAUAUGAAA
This is a messenger RNA of Doryrhamphus excisus (bluestripe pipefish), 2290 nucleotides long. It is a transcript of the gene ubxn6, whose product is annotated as UBX domain protein 6. Gene Ontology annotation, cellular component: cytoplasm. Gene Ontology annotation, molecular function: protein binding. The record is from RefSeq and is a predicted model, not a curated record. NCBI's taxonomy places the organism in Eukaryota, Metazoa, Chordata, Actinopteri, Syngnathiformes, Syngnathidae.